AGAUUCGCGUGGAUUCUAUCCCAAGAUUGCUUCGGCCGCGGAUGAAUGUCGUACGAUUGCACGAAUUCGUUUCGAGAUUCGUAUGGGAGUGUUGAGACAUUAGAUGAGUGAUGACGGAAUUCCCCCAAGAAUCGAGGAGUUCGUGAACCACAUGGUUCUAUUUCCUAGGCAGGCACGCUGAGCAUCCAUCAAGGCGGUCGAUCCUCCAGAAUGGAAGCGCGGAAUUGGGGUUGCCAAAUCGCAGUUUGGAGUCAGUGGAGCUGCGAAUGAUAUUCUUGUUGGCACGUUUAUAGUUGUUGAUGUCGAGAUUGAACGCACCCAGCAACUUGCGCACAGAUCGGAAGCGACAAAGCUGCCAAAGUUUCUCUGCGAAGCGAUGUUCUGAGACGUACUUCUCGCCGCCGAGAAGGCCUUGGGACCUUCUAACUUUCUCCCAACCUAAGAGAUUAUGGGAACUCACUCCCCCUUACCGCAGAGAAAUACAAGGAGGGAACAAUGUGUCCGCACCUCCAAGUGAAGUGCCAAAAGAGAAACGCCAUGAAGCGUACCAUGAGAUUCGCACUAUCUGUGGUCUCUUCCCAAACAAUCCCGGAAUUGGAAGGAAGAGAUGGCCCAGUGAUCAACUGCGUCGAGAAUGCCAACCCGAUCCCAAGGAAACAGAACAUUCGAAAUCAAGUCAGUCCACUUCAGAUCAGAUCAAGGUCAGCGUACAUGAUGUUCCGCCACGGAUGGAUCCUUGGCUUCAUGGAAUGGAUCCCUCCAUCGAAGAAGCGAACCAGAAUAUUAGCAUGCCUUUAAGUUCUCCACGUCCGCAUGGUACCGAACUUACAGAGAAGAAAAAGUUUAUACGUGAUCACACGGAACAGCUGAUAGCGAAAGGGCAGAGGGAGCUGGAAGAGAUAGAGAACAUGAAGGUUCAGAUGAUGUUGUACGAGAAGCUAGCGUGGGACAAAGUCCAAGGCGAAGUAGGCAAGGGUUGCAUGACGGAGGUGACACGUUUGAAAGCGCUUCAAGAGCCAGGGAAGUUACUUGACGACGAUGCCACAAUCAGGGCAAGUGAGAGAAAUCUGGCAGUAGACGCGGCACAAAAUCUAGAUGUUGAAGGAUCCAUCAUCGAUAGGCACAGUUCACAGGCAUGGAAGGCCGGACUCUGUACUUUGCUUCAAACGUUGUUUUGGUACUUCUGUAUGAUCCAGCCAAUCAUUAGGUCCAUUAAAAGUCCUCAUUUUGUACCUCCCACCUAAUCUUCCUCGACGCCCAUAUUCUGUCCGGAUUUGACCAGAAUCAAGGUACCGUACUCGCUUCUGGCCAAACAAAAGCUGUUGACUUUGCAAGAUGUGAGCCCAUCUCUUGUCUUGUCUGAUGGCUGAAAACUUAAUGAGAAGUGUGAUGUGCGCACGAGGACAAACGCCAUUUUAGGAAAGACUAGGACGGAGACCAAAAGAGGUCCGCUACAGAUCGCUACGAGCAGGGACUCGUCCUAAAUGGCACAUUUGUCGACAGUCCAACAUCAGACCGAGCGAAAGUAGCAUUCGUUGAUAAGUUUCCACAUGUCAUCUUCCAUCGAUAUGUCGAGCAUCGAACACAUGUCUAGAUGCCAUUCUACUUACAGGUGGAGAAGCAUUUCAUUCGCAACUGAGUACAGGACGGUUAGCUGGGCCUGGACCUUCCUCACAUCUGUCGA
This is a messenger RNA of Marchantia polymorpha subsp. ruderalis, 1684 nucleotides long. Lineage: Eukaryota; Viridiplantae; Streptophyta; Marchantiopsida; Marchantiales; Marchantiaceae. The record is from the annotation of a GenBank genome assembly.